AUAUCCGGGUCAAACUAUUCAACCACUGGGUUUUCCAUAGAACUCCGAGCGACGAAGACGAAGAGGAAGUCGGAGAUCUUCUCAAAUGGCAGCUUCAGCAGAAUCAUCCUCAGAGAUGGAAGACGCGCACUCACCUACGAUUCCACAAUCUUCGCCAUCGCAGCCUCUUCUGUCUACGAUUCCAAGCGCUAACAUCGCAGCGACGACGGUCGAAAACGCAGCUUCCUGGAUCGACGACGCAAUGCGUCAAGCGCUGGUGUACCAGAACACGAUCGUGGAGACGUUGAAUUCCACCAUCGACGCCUCGAGAACUCGAUUGUCUCAAAUUCGAGAUACUUCCAUAGCUCACACGAGCCAAACAAUCGAUUCUCUUAGAGAGAUUGCCUCUGAGUAUAGCGUUUACGAGCAUAUGGUGUUUACGAAGAUUAAAGAGGGUGUAAACGUUGCUGCAUCUCAUCCGCUAAUCUCAGGAUCUUUAGCCUUUGGUGUUGGGAUCUUUGCUCUCAAAAGUAUUAUUCUUAUACUUCAUAUAGAGUUCAUUCUCCUAAGGAUAUUUAUGCUACUGAUAUGUUUGUUUGCAGAGACGAGAAGAUUUGUAUACUACAAUACUUUACGAAUGUUCUCAAGCGAAGAGGCUUUGCUUUCUAGAGCAGAUCUUAGAGUAAAAGAGCUGAGACAAUCAAUGGAUCGUCUUACUGCCGAAAGUGAAAAGCUUGAGAGAAUUUCAACUGUGGCAGAAGAUGAGUUGAUUAGAGGAAGGAUGAAACUCAGACAAGCAGGCAAACAGAUACGAGGGGUGGUCCAAUCAGCUUAUAAGAUAGAAAACCAAGCAGCAGGUUUGAAAGAUUUACUUAAAGAAUUGCCCACGAGAGAAGCUUCUCGAUUCCGUUCUCAAAUAUCGAACCGUGCUUCUGAAAUAAAGCAAGAGAGAAAGGCUUUGACAAAGGAAGUGAACAAGAUCAGCAACUAUGGUAUCUCCGUAUGAGGAGUUUGAUUACUCUCUUGGGUUCUUAGAUGAUAAUAUCUUUAGCAUGAUUAAGACUUAUUUUGUUUGGUGUUAAAACUAUUAUAAAUAUGAAUUAAAUGAUUCUAAAAUUAUUCAUUCACAAAAUAAUAUACAAAAGUUAAGUGGGUAUUUGUCUCAA
Messenger RNA from Brassica rapa (field mustard), 1145 nucleotides. RefSeq lists its product as uncharacterized. The record is from RefSeq and is a predicted model, not a curated record. Lineage: Eukaryota; Viridiplantae; Streptophyta; Magnoliopsida; Brassicales; Brassicaceae.